This is a messenger RNA of Clarias gariepinus (North African catfish), 16893 nucleotides long. RefSeq names its product lysine (K)-specific methyltransferase 2D (gene kmt2d). Gene Ontology annotation, cellular component: nBAF complex; nucleus. NCBI's taxonomy places the organism in Eukaryota, Metazoa, Chordata, Actinopteri, Siluriformes, Clariidae. Gene Ontology annotation, molecular function: protein binding. The record is from RefSeq and is a predicted model, not a curated record. Gene Ontology annotation, biological process: nervous system development. Bases 397 to 15267 code for a protein of 4956 amino acids. The transcript has 54 exons.
UCUCCGUUUAGUGUUGUUUUCUAUGAAGGAAGUAGCAUUACGUGAUCAUUAUGUACGCGUUAUAAAUAUUUUAUUGCCCCUACGUUUCGCUUAGCGACCGUACCCCAGUGCAAUCGUUGCUUUAUAUUUAUGGGUUUAUGAGCGCGAAGUGGAUUUUUGUGCAGAGUUUGUUAAGCCCGGUUAGCAAGCUAGCAAUCGAGCUAAGCUAAACUAGCUACAUGUACUGUAAUCCGUAGCUAACUGGCGGAUAAAAGCGCAUUUACGAGCAAACACACACAGAUCCUUAGCUGUCGUGUGUAGCUGACGGUCGCUCCUGCUCGGUAGUUAAGAGGAUGAGUUGAAGACGCGAAUGUGAUUUAAUGGUCUCUUUUAGGGAGAUCAUCUUCAGGAGAAGGAAUGGACGAGCAGAAGUCAAACUGCGAAGAAAAUGAUUCAGAAAAAGCAGCUGAUGACAGUGCCUCUACAAACGAGACCGUCCCGUCUCAGGGGGAAUCAGAAGCCCCUUUUGCUGCAGAGGACAUCUCAGGCACUACUGUGGACCCUUCCAUUGCACCAGCGGAGAUUGUCAGAGCUUGUGCGCUUUGCAACUGUGUUGAGAGAAGUCUUCAUGGACAGAGGGAGCUCCGGUGUUUCGGGCCCUCUUCCCUUUGGCCCGAUCUGGAGCCGUCUACCUCCUCACUGCCAUUAGCUGGAAAUGAUGACCUGUCUUCCAUUGGCUUCUCUGAACCCAUCAGUCCUGCGUCUCUUUUUGAUGACAAAGGAAGCUGUUGUGUUCACCACUGGUGUGCAGUAUGGUCAGAAGGGGUGCAAAGGGGCGAGGGAGAAGAGCUGAUAAACGUGGAUAAAGCGGUCAUCUCAGGGAUACAGCAGCCGUGUGAUUAUUGUAAAAGAAUGGGUGCGACCAUCAGGUGCCGUGCUGCAGGUUGCUCACGGUUCUACCACUUCCCUUGUUCGGCUGCGAGCGGAUCGUUUCAGUCCAUGAAGCAGUUGGCUCUUCUCUGUCUCGAGCACAUAGACCAGGCAGAAGAGAUGGCUGGAGAGGAGGCGCGCUGUGUGUUAUGCGACUCUGCUGGCGAUGUGCAAAGGUUACUGUACUGCACAGGCUGUGGGCAUCACUACCAUGAUGCGUGUCUUGAGAUCAGCGCCUCACCGCUCCAGCGCUCUGGAUGGCAGUGCCCAGAGUGUAAGGUGUGCCAAACCUGCAGGCAACCGGGGGAAGACACCAAAAUGCUGGUCUGUGAUGCAUGUGACAAGGGCUAUCACACAUUUUGUUUGCAGCCAGCCAUUGACUCUGUUCCCCCUGACUCAUGGAAGUGCAAACGGUGUCGUGUGUGUAAUGACUGUGGAGCUCGAGGCCUUACUCUCCCAAGCUCUGCACAGUGGUUUGAGAUCUACACACUCUGUGAAAGCUGUCAGCGACGGCGUGUAUCUGUCUGUGGGGUUUGCAGUAAGGUCACCGAGUCAUCCGUCACACUACAACACCGCUGUUCCAUCUGUCACAGGUGGGUACACAGUGAGUGUGCCCAAGUCUCAGAACCUCCAGACGAAAAAUGCAUCUGCAUUAUCUGUAGAGAAGCACAGACUGUUGUCUCCGUAACGGAGAGAUCAUCUGAACAGGCAGAUGAAAGAACAGAUCCAGAGGAACCCAUGGAGUUGGACAAAGAAGCUGAGGUUGGCGAAAUGAAAGAAGUUCACAAGAGCAUUACGGAAGAAGGAUCACAGCCAGAGAACGUUCUGGUUUCUGCUGAUCCACAGGAGACACAUCGGGACUUUACCGAGGAGCGGGUCCCCGUGGGCGGGGUUUCAGGUGUCGGUGACAGCGGAGGCACACACGGCUGUAGCGAACCUGUUGCUGAAGAUGCUGUUAGUAUAGAGGACGAACCUAAAGCUCAGGCCACAGCGGACAGCCUCGCUAACCCUGUCACAGACACUACGCUGGAAGCCGAACCUAAAGUAGCAGAGCCCCAUGCAGAAGAUGUUCAGCCACAAGAGGACGCCAGCGGACAGGAGGGAAAGGAAUCGAGCGGUAAAAUGGACGUCGCAGUAACGGAACCGACUCCAGUUUCUUCCUCUUCCUCACCUUCUCGUCAGAUCCCUCUUCCUGCUGUUUUAGAUGAGGCAGAGUCUGUCGCCAUGGAAACCUCAGAGGCAGGGUCAGAGGUGCAGAACGAGGAGGUGUCGGACAGGACUCCUCCCCACAUUCCUCACAUGGAACCCUCUGCCUCGGACACAGAUGACCGAGCAGGUCAGUCAGAGGAUGAAGAUGACGAGGAAGAGCUGUUGGACGAGGCGCACUGUAAGUCCGAAGACGACCCCAAGCAAGAGGGUGAUGCUCAGGAAACCGGCAUUAAGUCAGAACUGCUCUUGGACGAGAUGUCCAACAUGAGCCACGGUGAUGAGAGUAGCAGUGGCUUCCUAGGCUCACCAGCAGAGGUGGACUCCCAGCUGUUGUCCAUGGACCAUAGUGUUGUGCCAGCAGGCCGGGCGCGCUCCGAUUCUUUGCUCACUGAAAGUGACGAGUUUUUGCCCUUUGAUGCUCUCAAGUGUGACGGAGAGAAGUUGAAGCGCAGAGGAUCUCCAGGCCGUUCCAGAGUAAAACAGGGCAGGGGCGGCGGAUUCCCAGGAAGGAGGCGGCCCCGAGGUGGAGGAACCGGUAGAGGACGAGGACGAUCACGCCUCAAAGCUAUGGCCUCUUGCAUCGAUGCAUUUUUACAAACUAUGAAUACAGAAACUGGAAUCAACAAAGAGGAUGAGGAGGAGGAGGAUGACACAAUGCAGAAUACAGUGGUGCUCUUCUCCAACACUGAUAAAUUCGUUCUUUUGCAGGACAUGUGUGUAGUAUGUGGCAGUUUUGGGCGAGGUGUGGAGGGCCAGCUGUUAGCUUGUGCUCAGUGCUCCCAGUGUUACCAUCCAUACUGUGUAAACAGCAAGAUCACCAAGAUGAUGCUAAGAAAAGGUUGGCGUUGUCUUGAGUGUAUCGUUUGUGAGGUGUGUGGGAAGGCCUCUGAUCCUGCAAGGUUGCUGCUGUGUGAUGACUGUGAUGUCAGCUAUCACACCUACUGCUUGGAUCCACCACUGCACACAGUGCCAAAGGGGGGCUGGAAGUGCAAAUGGUGUGUGUGCUGCAUGCACUGUGGGGCCAGCUCACCGGGGUUUCACUGCGAGUGGCAGAAUAACUAUAACCACUGUGGCCCUUGUGCCAGUCUGGUCACAUGCCCUGUAUGUCAUGAGAACUUCAUGGAAGAAGAACUGCUUCUGCAGUGCCAGCACUGUGACAGAUGGGUACAUGCUGUAUGCGAGAGCCUUUAUACUGAGGAUGAGGUCGAACAAGCAUCUGAUGAGGGCUUUGCCUGUACAGCUUGUACUCCGUAUGUUCCCAGACCUGUUGUGCAAUCACCAAUGAUGUCAGCUUUCAAAAUAAAGGAGCCGGAGCCGCAGUUCUACCGCCUGGAGGGUGUCUGGCUUACAGAGACGGGAAUGUCUUUACUGCGUAGUAUCUCCAUGUCACCGCUGCAUAAACGCAGACAACGGCGUUCCCGACUGGGUACCAUAUGUAUCGAUGGAGCUCCUGAUGGCGAGCUGAAAGAGGGUGAUGGUGAUGGAGAGGAGGGGAAAGGCUGCGCUGAGUCAAUGGAGUGCGACGCUAAACUGGAAGCUCCUGGCAGCCCAGAUCGUGAUGGUGGUGUAGACAAGGAGCCUGGGGCAGAUGGAGGUAUAGAGGGGACAGCUGACUGUGACGUUCUUAAAGGAGCAGAUGAAACCGAUGAAGGAAAGAAGCGGAAGCGGAAACCGUACAGGCCAGGCAUUGGAGGUUUCAUGGUCCGGCAAAGAAAAUGUCACACGCGGAUGAGAAAGAGCCUGUCUGCAUCUGGUGACGGUGUGUCUGAAGGACAGGCAACAGAAACAAAACUCGAAGAAGGACCUCAUCCUGACAUGGAUCCACCUGAUGUUAAGGCAGCAGAAGGAGAUGGUGAACUUGCCAAAAAACGUAGAGGGAGGAAAAAAAGCAAAUUGGAAGACAUGUUCCCUGCAUACCUACAGGAAGCUUUUUUUGGAAAGACAUUGCUUGACCUAAGUAAAAGGGCUUUUCUGGCCCCUCCAGCGCAGAGACAUUGUCAGGGUAUGCCACGACCCUCGUUUCCUGCUCCUAGCUGUAGACCCACAGUUUCAGAAUCGGUAGAGGUUGAAAACCGAAUACCUGAAGCAACCCUGCAGCUCAGGCGAGAGGGUGAUGGCUUAAAGCCUCAAGGAGAGAAAUUAAUUGCAGGAGCAGGUGAGCAACCCUCUAUCAGUGAUCAGAGUUCAGGUGACACCCCAGCCUCAAACGUACAGAGAAAUGGAGGUCUUCCACAGGCGACAGAAAAACAAGACUCUGAGCAGUUCUUCCGUAAGGUCCUUGGACCCUCUGAAGGAAGCACUCUAAGUGGCACGAUUCAAACUAGUAUGAGGCCUGUCCUAGAAGGGGAGAGUAAUCGUAGUGGUUUGUCUCUAAGAAACCUUCCUGGUGCUUCCACAUCUGGCUCACUGCCCUCGGCUAGUAUAAUGGAGCCAUUUCAAGGACUCUCCCAGUCCCCAUUUUUUGAUCCACCUGAUCGUGGUGGAAUUUUCAGUCCAGAACAGGAUGAGGAAAGCCCUUGGGCAACACCUUCCACUCCAGCCACGCCGACUACACCUCCAACUCCUACCGAACAGGAAGGAGAUGGCCUGUCAUACAAUCAACGAAGUUUACAGCGCUGGGAAAAAGAUGAAGAACUUGGAAAUCUAUCUACAAUUUCUCCUGUACUUUAUGCUAACAUAAAUUUUCCUAAUCUCAAGCAAGACUACCCUGAUUGGGCAAGCCGCUGCAAGCAGAUAAUGAAGAUCUGGAGAAAAGUAUCAGCAGCUGAAAAGGUUCCCUUUUUGCAAAAGGCCAAAGAUAACAGGGCAGCUCAGAGAAUUAGCAAAGCACAGAAGCAAGCAGAGAGUCAAGUGUUAAGGCCUAUUAAAACUGAGCCAGUACGAAUUAAAGGGGAACGACCCAGUCUGCACCUUCAAAUUCCACCACCCUGUGGCUCUCUUUCCACUCCCUCUCAGCCAAGCUCUGCUGGGAGUGCAUUUCCCUUUACCCCGGAUACAGCAUCCUCAGUUUUUUCUCCAGAUGGAUCUCUGAAGGCCUCAGGUUCAUCCGAUGUUCAUGGUGACUCCUUUCCUAAGCCUCCAUCUCAGUCUCCGCAUGGUCAAUCUCAACCAUCGACACCUUAUUCACAGCCUUCCUUUAGCCCUCUGCAGGCCUCCUCAGGUUACCCUUUACCUGGCCAACAGGGUGCUCCUCAGGGACGGCCGACCAGUCUUGGUUCCCAUGAUAUGCAGCCAGGAAUGCCUCGCAAGGCUCAGCAGGUUGACCCGUUCUUUAAACCUCAGCAGCAGAUACUUCCACCCCAAACUCAACAGGCCUCUCAGGAACCUGUUGGCCUACCUGAGAGUCCUCGACCAAAAGCAGUUGGGACUGGAGACCCUCCUUUGUUCUCCCCACCUCAUACAGCUCUCCAUGGAGACCCAGUGCGUGGCCGACAGGAGUACGCUUCAUCUUCAUCCCCUUCUACUGUUGCUUCUUCGCCUGGAGGUAUGCUUCAAAACAGGGCAGACAUGAGUGUCCCUUCUCCACGUUCUUCUGCUGGCCUAGGCACAAAUUCCCCCGCAGGGAUGUGUGACUCUGGCGAUGGCCUGUUCAAAGCUCCUAUGACGCCACGCAUGCAUCAGGGUGAUGCUGGGACCUCAUCUGCUCCACUUCCCCCUAGCCUAUCUCCUAACCAUCCCCCCGAGAGCUAUCGCCAGUCUCCCUCUGCCUUUUCUGAUUCCUGUGUCCAAUCUCCUCUUACACCCCGCCCCCAAUCAGGAGAUGGUUCAUCCUCUUUGCUUCAGAGACUGCCUAUACAACAAGAAUCUUAUCCAAAAGUUGCCUCUAGCCCUCAGUCACAGGGGAGUUCUCCUCUUACUCCAGGAGCACUCUCUAAUGACGGACACUCUGCGCAGUCACCAGCUACCCCACGAUUUCAGUCUCCAGACCCUCACUCACGGCCACCCUCACGACCUCAGUCCAGAGAUCCUUUCACCUCAUUGCACAAACCUCCUCGCCCAUCCUCUGCAAUCACAGAGGCUUCCUUUAGAGGGUCGCCUCAGUCCAACCAGCAGACUCCUUGUUCACCAUCAGUAGGAGAUCCACUAAGUGGAAAACCGUCUGGACCACCUGGUUUUAGCCGCAGCCCCAGCAUGGAUACACUUCAGAUCAGCCAGCAACAAGCAAUGGGUUCAAAACAAGUAACCAGUUCCCAGCAAGCUCAGGUUCAACUCCAGCAAUCAGCAUCUAUGCCACCAACCAUGGCUGCUGAUUUAAAUGCCAAGACUCAAUUACCAGUUGGAAAUCAAGAUACACAUCAUUUACCAGUUAUACCAAGCACCCAAGAGCUGCCUGACCUUUCAGCUGGACAGGACCAGUCACUUAUUGGUCUUAGUCCUUCAGAGCUUGAAAAGCACAGACAGAAACAGAGACUCAGAGAAUUUUUCAGACAGAAAAUGCAAAGGAGCUCAGUUCGGCAAGAAAAGGAUGCAAAUGCUCCCAUGAACAAUGUUCCAAACUGGCAAGAAGGUGAAAUGGCUGUUUUUCAACAUGAUAAAUCCCAGCGAGCACCACCUCCUUAUCCGCAGGACAGAGCAGCUGUCUCUCAAGUUGCCAUUCCUGGCAAGCUACCUCUACCUAUGGGAACAGCAGAUGAGAAGCUGGGCCACCCUCCUCCUCCCCCUCCUCUUCCUGGAACACCUGGUAUCAUGGACCCAAAUGUGCUAAGGCAAGCUGGUGCUAAUGUUACCCAGGGGAUGUAUCCUCGACCACCGUUUCCCACACAGUGGCAAGGUCAGGUUGCUGGACCACGGAGGCUCCCACAACCAACCAUGAUGGAAAUUGGACCCAGGCAUCAUCUUAAUGCGCCUUUAAACAAUCCUUUAAGUAUGCAAGGCAUGCCUAAUCCUCUUGCUGUGUCACAAGGCACCGGGUCCGAGACAAUGCAACACUCCAUGUCAGGACCCCCACCCCAGUUCAUAGAAUUAAAACAUAAUGCCCAGAGACUACCAAUGGCAUCUCAGUUUUUGCCAAGGCCAUCUCAGCCACGGCCACCAUUUAUACAACAGCAGGAGGUGCCUGCUGGGUUUGUUCCAGCAUCCUUACCCCCUUCUUUUGCUGCUCCGGGAAAUGGUGGGCAAGGUCCCAGACUUGGGUUGCCUCAAGCUAAUUUGGGCCAAUUAAUGAGACAGCAAACCAAUAUUCCUCCAUCCCAACCACAACUGCAGUCUCAAAACAACUCUGAACAGAGUCAGAGUUCUCAAAACAGUGCUGCAGAAGAAACUGUUGACUUACCAGAGGCCGACCUUGAGGAUCAUUUUGCAGCCAAAGAUCUUGGAGAAACAGGAGCAGAAACUGGAGUUGAGGAUGAGGAUGAUCUUGCACUCGAUUUGGAUCCUGAUAAAGGCGAUGAUGAUUUGGGGAACCUUGACAAUCUUGAAACAAAUGAUCCACAUUUGGAUGAUCUGCUUAACAGUGAUGAGUUUGACCUGCUUGCAUACACUGACCCUGAGCUUAAUCAGGGUGACCCCAAGGAUGUUUUUUCUGACCAGUUACGACUUGUUGAAGCAGAAGGUGAGGGUUCAGGCACAAAGGUGGAAGAAAAGCCUAAAGUUAGUAUAACUGCAAAGCAGUCACUCACAGCUUCCACACCACUACCAUUAAAGACUGAGGCUUCCACACCUUCCAACAUUUCUCUUCCCCCCAAGGUAGAGCCCUUAGAUACCAAUAACACAGUGAAGCUUGAAGAGAAAAGCUCAAUUUGUGCUCAACAGUCAGCGCAGACUCCGGUGAAAGAUGAGAUGGGUGAAGCAGUCUCUUUGCUUCUAAGUGGAACACCGUCCAAGAUCUCAACUGAGUCAGAGAGUUCAUCUGCCUCAUUAAGCACUGUCCGCUUGGGUGGUGCUCCAUUUCCUCCCCCUAACCAAGCUAAUGCUCUGACUUUUCCUCCAGCUACACCCCAUCCAGACCUACCCGAAGACACACUUUGUCUGCCAGAUGGGGGUGACCAGCACUCACCUGCAGUUGAUCUUGACAAAGUAGAAAGCUCACUGGAAGCAAGUGAACUGCCUUUAUUGAUCCAGGACCUACUGGAGCAUGAAAAGAAGGAACUUCAAAAACAGCAACAACAGCAACAAUUGAAUGCUCUACAAGGGGGACUGGGCAGCCACCUUCACAAUAUUCAGAAUCAGCAACAGCCUUCUGGGGGACCAGGCCAGAUCUUACUACCCCAUCACCGUCCGCCUCAGGGUCUUCUGAGCCAACCAGGAAUGGUACCAAGGCCUCCUCAUAUAUUAGCCCCGCAGCAACACAGGAUGCUUAGUGCACAUCCAGCAGUGAUGCAACAACAAGCCAUGAUAAGAGCUGCACAGCCGGGCAGCAUUCACCCGGCUCUCGAUCAACAGCAGCAAGCAGCACCACCUCAGCAUCAUCCAAAACCUCAAACUGUCCCUACUAACUUCUUCCCAGAUAAAGAUUUGGAUAAAUUUAUGACUGAUGACAUGGAUCCCAUUGCUAAAGCCAAGAUGGUGGCUUUGAAAGGAAUCAAAAGAGUGUUGACUCAGGACCCAAUGAAUGUACCUUCUGGCAUUAAUAGACAACAGGUAUCUCUCUUGGCCCAAAGGUUGGCUUCAGCACCAGGAAAUGCAGAUGCUCAGGGUGUCAUUGGAUCUGGACCAUCUAAGGAAGGGGAAAGCAGUGACAAGGUUCAGCCACGACCUAAUCCUCCACAAUUUGUCCAAGGCAUCAUUAAUGAUGCUGAACAGCACCAAUAUGAAGAGUGGCUUGUACACACUCAGCAGCUGCUACAGAUGCAGCUAAAAUUUCUGGAGGAGCAGAUAGGAGCACAUCGCAAAUCUCGCAAAGCACUUUGUGCUAAGCAGCGUACAGCUAAGAAAGCAGGACGUGAAUUUGCAGAAGCUGAUGCUGAAAAGCUGAAACUGGUCACUGAAGAGCAAAGUAAAAUCCAGAAACAGUUGGAUCAGGUACGUAAGCAGCAGAAGGAGCACACCAAUCUGAUUGCUGAAUACAGAAGUAAGCAGCAGCAACAUCAGCAAGGCUCUUCCAUGCUAGCACCUGGUCCCUCAAACCAAGCACCCCACAUGCUUUCUAAGAUGCCAGGACAGAUGAUAAUGGGUCAACAAGGAGGGCCAAUGAUGGGUCAAGUACCUGGAGGGAUUCCACAAGGGGGAAUGCCAGUUAGAAUGCCACAAGUCCAUCCAUUUCCAGCUGGCCAAACUCCUCACCCUGGAGCACUUGGCACUGGGCCACCUGGCCCCACUGGUGGAUUUUUUCCACAAGGGACUGGUGCACAAGGACCAGAUCCAAGGGUUCUCCAGGAAAGGCAGAUGCAAAGGAUGCAGAUGGUUCAAAAGCUGCAACAGCAGUUCAUGAUGGGACAGCAACCUGUGGCAAAUCAAAGCCAGCAGUCUGUUAUGAGUCAACAGGCUGGACCUAUUGGUGGCCAGGCACCUCAAGCAUUGAUGAGCAAUGCAGUAAUGGGGCAGCAGCAGCCAAACAUACAACCGGGAAUAAUGUCUACCCAGCAACAUCAACAAGGUCUUAUGCAGAUUCCUCAGGGCAUGAUGGGAAACCAAGCAGUUGGACCAGCACAAUCAAACAUCAUGGCCCAGCCAAUGACUCCGAACCAAAAUAUGAUGACGGGCCAACAAGCCGUGGCUGGAAAUCUACCAGUGCAGCAGCUGCAGAGACCUCAGGGUUUGAUGGGGCAACAAGUUCCCAGUGAACAACAACAUGUGCUUAGAGGGCCACAGGGCCAGCUAACUGCUCAGCAGACUAUUUUGGCACAGCGUAUGCUUAUUUCACAGCAACAGAAUACAGCAAAGAAUCUAGUACAGCUCCAACAGCAGCAAAUACCACAGCAGAGACAACUGACACAAAUGGGUGGACCAGAACAGCAAGGGACAAUGGGAACACCCCCUUCUAGUGGUGUUCAAGGAAAUGUUGACAUUUUGCAGCAGGGUGCUCCAGGCCUCUCUCAAGAUAGGAGCCCAGCUCCUAAAGAUGGUGGAAUUCUUAGUCCCAAAACCCCACCCCAGCAAGCUGGAUCUUCAACACCAGGCCAGAUCCAACCUGGGGCAAGUGGAGACCCUCAGGGGGCAGUUAGUCAGCAAUCAGCAACUGUUGCUUAUGUGGUUCCACAACAGCUGCAAGCAACACAGCAGCAACCAGGACAAAAUGCUGGCUCAGCACAACAGCAUAGCUAUGUGAAUAACCAGCAGACUGGUUUACAACCUCAAGAACAGAUGCAACUUGCCUUACAACGGCAAAACUCUGUUAAUUUGGAACAAGUGAAACAGGAAGGUCAACAAAUGUGUUAUGUUGCCCAGCAGCUACAACAAGGCGGUCAAAAUGCUGCACAAAUUCAGGGCAUGCUAGCACAACAGAGUGGACAGAAUCAGGCUGUAAUACCUGGUAAUCCAAAUCAGCAACAAGAUGUAUUGGCCCAACAACAGCUAAAUAGAAAUCAACAAAUAAUGAUGACUCAAAGGGCCGGUGCACCCCCCGGACAAAUACGAGCUCCUAUUAACAUUCAAGCCUUAAUUGCACAGAACCCUCAGUUACGGCACCUACCUCCUAACCAACAGUUGCAGCAAAUUCAGGCAAUAAUUGCUCAGCGGCAAGCUCAACAGCAGGGUCAGAUGCUGAGACUGCAGGGACAGACACAGGGCCAAAUUCGAGGCCCACAACCUGCUGGUCCAAGAAUGCCAGGGCUUGAGGCACAGCAGCAACACCCUUAUGGGUUUGCUGCUAAGCAAGGACCAGUUGGACCUUCACAGCAUCAAGGAGUUAUUGGACAGCCCUCUGUCAUGGCUCCACAAUUUCAAAAUGCUGCAUCGUUGCACCCUCAACAAACUUCACAAGGAGUAUCGCCUCAAUACAACACAACCACCCAACAACAGCAGAUGAUGAUGCAGCAGCAGCAUCAAAUGUUGAGAGGCCACGUACCUUUGGCAAGACCAAUGAUGAGUCAGGUUCGUCCAACACCUCUAGGUCACAUGGCUAGACCAAUGUCUCCUCGUCAACUUAUGGGUCAGGGAUCACCUGGUAGCCCUCAUUCUGGUCAGCAAAGACAAAUAAUGGGUAUGCGCCAGACUCCACCAGGUCAAGGGCAGUGUCUCGGUGUAAGAGCACUUAGCCCCUUUCAGGUUUCUCCUUCCCAUGUUGGUUCAGCUGGCUCUUCUGUUCAAGAAGCUGGCUCAAGUCCAGCAUCAUUUAGUAAAAAUGAUUUUGGUACUGCUUCUCUCUCUAACCACCCAUCACCCGCAUCUAGAUCAGAUUGUGGAGCUGGAAAAAACAGUCCGUUUAGUAAUGCUGGAACGACAGCCGCCUCACCAUUAAGAUCACCUAUAGCUAAGGCCCCACAAGAAGUCUCUGGCCUUAAGUCUGAGCCCCUGGUUCCAGGACCCCAAAAGCCAAUAACUCCUAUUCCCCUUAAUGGCCCAUCUCCUAAGUUAGUGUCUAAUUUGCCACAGCAGUCAGUUUCGGGAGCUGUUGAUGGUGAAGUAUCUAAUGAAAGGGAUGUGUGCAAAAUUACACUGCAAAAUAUAAAACAGGAACCACGAGAGGUAAAUUGUGACUCAGGAGAUAGUGGAGAAGCUUCUUCUGCAACUAUUAAGCGAGAAAUCAUUGGUGAAUCCAUUAAUACCAGUAAUAUCUCAGGCCCUGGAAAUCUGCCAGACGACAUAAUGGGCCAAAAUCCCAGAACAGAACUUCUGCAGAAACUUCUUCGAACCAAGAGUCUACAAUUGCCAUCACCGAGGCCAUCUGAUGGUAUCCACAAUGAAAUUAAUGGACAUAUUAACAGUAAGCUGGCAAUGUUGGAGCAAAAGCUUCAGGAGACACCACGUAACAUGGAGGAUCUCCAAUCAAUUACUAAAAGACCACCUGUAACAAAAGCCAAGCGGACUACAAAGGCUGGAGAGCGGGGAGCAAGUGCUCGCAAAAAGAACAAAAAAGAUGAGGUUGGAAAAACAGAAGCAAUAAUGAAGCAACUUAAACAAGGACUGUCUCUUCUUCCUUUGAUGGAGCCUUCUAUUACUGCUAGUCUGGAUUUGUUUGCUCCUUUUGGCAGCAGUCCAGCUAAUGGCAAAACACAGUUGAAAGGCUCUUUUGGAAAUGCAGUAAUAGACAAUAUUCCAGACUACUAUUCCCAGCUCCUUACCAAGAAUAACCUCAGCAAUCCUCCAACACCACCUUCAUCACUUCCCCCAACUCCACCUCCUUCGGUGCAGCACAAGCUUUUGAAUGGAGUGACUGCAGUAGAGGAAUUAGCAGAGCCGCAGAAAGAAAGGGGAAAUUCAGAGGAUGCCACAGACUCCGUUGCUGAGGAAGUAAAGAGUGUCGACAUACUAGCAGCUCUUCCCACUCCUCCACAUAAUCAGAAUGAAGAUGUGAGGAUGGAGAGUGAUGAUGACAGUGAUGUUCCAGACACCAUUGUACCUGCAUCAUCACCUGAGAGUCAGUUUGGGGACGACACAUCACGCUUUCCUCACCUUUUAGAACUUAAAGAAGAGGAGGAACAUAGAGCCCUUUCUCCUGUUAUUCCCAUGAUUCCACGCUCUGCGAUUCCUAGUUUUGUAGAAUCCAAACCAUUUGAGGCAGUGGAGGGAAAGGCUAGUUCCUCAUCUGCUCCCUGGGAUAAGGCCAAAAGCAACGAAGUGUCUGUUACCUUCACACUCUCUGCAGCUGCAGCCAAGAAUCUGAACUCUGUGAUGGUGGCAGUUGCCCAACUACUGAAGGUGCGUAUGCCAGGGUCCUAUGAAGUGGCUUUCCCCCGGAGUCCUGGUAGAGCAGGUGGUGUUGGUGCUGGAAAAACACCUGAAUCCACCAACCCAGGACCCCUGUAUGUUAAGACUGAUCCAUCUGCAAACCAAGAUGCGGAAUGGCUUAAGCAGUUUGAUGUUUCCUUGCCAGGCUGUACUCUGAAGAAGCAAGUCGACAUUUUGUCUUUGAUUAAACAGGAAUAUGCUGAGCAAGAGGAUCGACCAGCUCAGCACUGUUACAUGACAAAUGUGUCAGACCUGGAUGUGCGCCAUCUUCCUGUCAUUCCUGUUGAGGUAUCUCCUCCACCUUCACCUUCACCACCUCCACCACCAUCACCUCCUCCACUACCACUCCCACCACCACCAUCUAUCUGUGCUGAGCCUGAACCCGUCACCCAGUCUAACCCUCCCGCUCAACAAGAACCUGAACGAGAGCCUCCUGCUCAACUCAAGUCACCCUCCUCUUCUAGCCCUAGUGCUCCCAUUAAAACAGAGCCGCCAAGUGAGCCUUUGACAACAGAUCAGAGCGCCCCUGUUAAGACUGAGCCUGAGGAGAUCGUAUUAGCCCCUCCGGUCGCUCCAUCUGAAGAGUCCGCUCUUGUUGCAGCCUCUGGCUCAGCAUCUCAGGAGUCUUUGAUUAUGGAGAUCUCCCCCAAACCCAUUAAGCAGCGCAGAGCUUUCUCAGAGGAUGAUGAAAUGCGUCCCAAAAUCAAGAAGUGGAAAGGUGUGCGCUGGAAACGCCUUCAUUUGAUCAUCACCAUUCGUAAGGGCAGCUCCAAGAAGGAGAACAGUCGAGAGGUGUCGGAGCUCAUGGAGCGCCUGCGUAUCACUCUCAGACCAGAAAAGCUGCCACGUGAUAAGCGCAAGUGCUGCUUUUGCCAUGAAGAAGGCGAUGGAGCAACCGAUGGUUCAGCUCGUCUUCUUAACAUUGAUGUCGAUCUGUGGGUGCAUCUUAACUGUGCUCUGUGGUCUACCGAAGUCUACGAGACUCAGGGUGGUGCACUCAUCAAUGUAGAAGUCGCCCUUCGACGCGGACUUCGCACGCGCUGCGCAUGCUGCCAGAAGACCGGUGCCACCAACAGCUGUAACCGUCUCCGCUGCCCCAACGUCUACCAUUUUGCCUGCGCCAUCCGAGCACGCUGCAUGUUUUUCAAGGAUAAAACCAUGCUGUGCACCCAGCACAAGCUGAAAGGCCCUAGUGAGGAGGAGCUCAGCAACUUCGCCGUCUUCCGGAGAGUGUACAUCGAGCGAGAUGAAGUGAAACAGAUUGCCAGCAUCCUUCAGCGCGGCGAUCGCAUACACCUCUUCCGAGUUGGUGGGCUCAUCUUCCAUGCCGUUGGUCAACUCCUCCCCUCGCAGAUGGCUGCUUUCCAUUCGCCUACUGCCAUCUUCCCUGUAGGUUACGAGGCCACGCGCAUCUACUGGAGCACCCGUGUGCCAAACCGACGUUGUCGCUACCGGUGCCGCAUCAGCGAGCAGGAUGGCCAACCCUUGUUUGAAGUGCGCGUGCUGGAGCAUGGACAGGAAGAUUUACACUUCCGGGACAGCAGUCCAGACGGCAUAUGGAACAACAUUGUGCAGAACGUUGCCAAGCUGCGUGAAGAAGCAGCCAUGCUGAAGCUCUUUGCCGAUCAUGUAAAGGGGGAGGAAAUGUACGGACUCACUGUCCAUGCAGUCAUGCGCAUCACUGAGUCGCUUCCAGGAGUGGAGAACUGCCAGGAUUACACAUUCCGAUAUGGCCGCCAUCCUCUCAUGGAGCUUCCUCUUAUGAUUAAUCCUACUGGUUGCGCCCGCUCUGAGCCCAAGAUUCUCACGCACUGCAAACGGCCCCAUACACUGAAUAGCACAAGUAUGUCCAAAGCCUACCAGAGCACGUUUACAGGAGAAAUCAACACGCCCUACAGCAAGCAGUUUGUUCACUCCAAGUCCUCACAGUACAGGCGGUUGAAAACUGAAUGGAAGAACAAUGUGUACCUGGCUCGCUCUCGUAUCCAGGGACUUGGCUUGUAUGCAGCUAAAGACUUGGAAAAACACACUAUGGUCAUCGAGUACAUCGGUACCAUCAUCCGUAAUGAGGUGGCAAAUCGACGGGAAAAAAUCUACGAAGAGCAGAAUCGUGGGAUCUACAUGUUCCGCAUUAAUAACGAGCAUGUAAUAGAUGCCACCCUCACUGGCGGCCCUGCUCGCUACGUGAAUCAUUCCUGCGCACCGAACUGUGUUGCGGAAGUUGUGACGUUCGACAAGGAAGACAAGAUCAUCAUCAUUUCCAGUCGUAGAAUUCCGAAGGGUGAGGAGCUGACCUACGACUAUCAGUUUGACUUCGAGGACGAUCAGCACAAGAUCCCUUGCCAUUGCGGAGCCUGGAAUUGCCGAAAGUGGAUGAACUAACGGGGAGAGAGAAAGUGCGAGACAUGCCUUCGCUCCCUGGUGCCAGAACACUUCUGCGCCAAAGCCUCGUUUUAACAUUACUACCCAGAUCAUAAGCUGUCCUGAAACAAGAGGGAGAGCAAACGUUUGCUCUCCAUCAGCUGAAAAAAAAAAAAAAAAAAAGACUUUUGAUAUGUACCAUCAGGAGCCAAAGCUUUGAAGAGAAUAAAAUUCAAAGCUACGACUCGUUUUUCUGAUGAGCUCAACUGUUUGCUUGAAUCUUCUUGUUGAAACUCGCCUCUGCCAAAAGCACCUCCUUCCUACUUCCUCUACUGUUCUUCUUCAAUAAGCUGGCUGGAAUCAAUCCUCUCGACAUCUACCAAAAUUUCUGACUUUGUAUCAUAUCAAUACACUUAGGGUAGAACUCAGUGAAGAAAGUUUGAUUAAAGCCAUUCAAGUACUGAAAAAUUAACUAAUACUUUAUCUUUGGACCUAUCUUUUAUUGUUUGGUUGGUUUUUUUUUUUAUUGAUUUUGUUUUUCUCCUCUUUUUUUUCCCCUCCUCUUCCUACCACCUUGUCACCCCAGAACAACACUCUCCCAUCAAGUCAGCAAUGAAGAUUGACAAAAUGGAUAUUGGCAAGACAAUCCUGGAGUGGCUCAGACCAGAACUAUGUACCUAUUGUGAACAAGAUGUACGAUAAUAUAAAGUUUAAAUGCUAUUUGACCUGUGGCUCAAAAAAGGCACCAGAUUUUAGAGUUUUAUUAUAUUGAGUUUAAAGGUGGGUUUGGUUGACCCAGUCUACCUCAUUGAGUUUGUGGAAAGUGACUGCUUUGUAUGAAACUGUUAAUUGCUACUGUGCAAAGGCGAGGGGAGGAAAGUUUUCAUGGCAGUCGCCUUUCUUGGUUAAAGCAGGGAAACUUCAGCAGCUGGUUUGCUCCUCUCUGUGUUGCUUAUUAGUUACAGUAGUGAGCCAUUUGCAACUUACCACAAUACACAACGACAGAGCCUCUACGACAGUCUUUCAGCACGAUCAUGCAUUAUUCAGAGCAAUCAACAACCAAAUGGGUGUCUAAGUCUACAAGGCCACCUAGUCUAAACGACUGUAGUUCUCAUGUAGCCAUUUUCCUUUCCAUUACCUGCCUAUUUGCAGCUAGAAAUCAUUCUUUUUUUUUUUUUCCCUCAUAUGUAAGCGCACAACCAAAUCCACUCUUACCCAGACAGACUGAGUAACAGAAUGACAUUCAACUGAAGCAGGGUGCUCUUUUUUUUCCCUUUUCCUUUCUCUCUGUUCGAUUCAACAACCCUCAACUGACAAAGAUUGAUGCCUGAGGCUCUUGACUAACAAAUUGUAACUUACGAUGCAAGACUACUAUUUUUUCCCCCUUUUGUCAUGUUCUUCAUUUUAAUUUUAAAUACCCCAUGUUUUAUAGAUCUCCAUCUUCUCACUCCGAACGACUCUUCAUAUAUCUCUUUGUCUUUGUAAUACUUAGUGGACUGUUGUAAACUUACUGUAGUGAGCCUUUCUCUGCCUGAGCGCAGGCAGGCUGUAUAAUAACCCGUAAUACGGUGUGAGAGCUGUUGGCACUGUUAUUUUUUUUUUUUUUCGUGAGGCUGAAGCGAAGGCUGAGAAAGACUUUUUUUUUUU